AUGAAUUAUCUCCUUCAGGGAUUUUCAGAAAAAUCUUCAUCUACUAACCAAUCAAUAAUGAAAAACAAGUCAAGAAAGGGGUGGAGCAAUGCACUGUUCCUCCUUAACUACUUUAUCAUCAUGAUGAUAAUUUUACAAAUAUCAACCAAUUACUACUGUUUGGCCAUUCCGAAUGACAAGAACAAAACCCCUACAUGUAAGAAUGGAAGGCUUAUUACAAAUACCACUACUCCUCAACAAUUUGCCUCAACCAAAUGUUCAUGUUUUAAGGGAUAUUCGGGAAGUGAUUGUAACAUACCAGUUUGUUUUGGAUUGAAGGCAAGUUCAAAAUCUGUAUGUGGUGGCAAAGGUAACUCCAAAUGUAUUGCUCCAGAUACAUGCAUUAAAAUCAAUGAAGCAACAAUCAUGAAGCGAUUUCAAUCCAAUGCUAAAGAGGACAGUUCAUGUUCCAAUCGUGGUCAAAUGAGUAAUGGUCAAUGCAUAUGUAGUGAGGGAUUCUAUGGAGAAUCUUGCGAAUAUUCUAAUUGUUAUGAUACAGCUAGCCAGCUCACUUGUAGUGGAAGAGGAGAAUGCUCCUCUGAUAAUAUUUGCACUUGUAGAGAGAAUGAUAUGUUUGGCGAUAGAUGUCAAUACACACUCCCAGAUAAGAUUUAUCAAAAUGAUGUUUGUGGGUCAUGUAUCAUUGUGGCUGGUGUCAGUGGAGAUGCUAUUCCAUCGAAGUAUUCACUCUUGAACAAUCCUACUGGACUAUUUGUGGAUGAAACAACUGGUUUCAUCUUUUUCGCAGAUCAAGGCAAUGCAAAGGCAAGAGUUCUCACAAGGGAUGAUACUAUCUAUUCGAUUGCCUCUGUUUCCACACCAACUAGUAUAGCAUUCGAUAAGAAAACAAGAGAUGUCUAUAUUGGUACUAGAAAUGGACUAUUCAAAUUGAACAGCAAGAGAGAACUCUCUAAAUUGAACAGCUUGUAUUGUAGCAGUGUCAUUGUUAAUGGUCAGGGACAUGUUGUGUUUACACAGGGACCAUAUAACAAGAUUUCAAAACUUGUAAAUGGUGUGCAAGUUGAGGUGGCAGGGGAUAAUGACGGCGAAGGAAAAUAUGAUGGUGACAACAAAGUGGCAACGGAUGCAAAGAAAAAUUAUCCUAGAAUUGCCCUUUUCAAGACCAAUAGCAGCAAGAUUAUCUACUUGGCUGGUCAAUACGAACAAGGUUACGAUCCAAUCGUUAUUUCUGACAAUGUGUUAGCAACCACAACAAGUGUGAAUCAUCCUCGAUCACUCUAUGUAAAGAAUGGAGAGCUCUAUUUUGCAGAUACCUACAACUCUCUCGUGAGAAAAAUCACCCUCUCAACAGGAGUUCUCUCAACCAUUGCUGGUAAUGGAGGUGAGCGUUUUUAUGGGGAUGGUGGAUUGGGAACGAGUGCUUCUUUGAACUAUCCAUAUGGAAUUCACUUACAUACUGAUGGUUCUAUCUACAUUGCCGAUACUUACAAUAGUAAGAUUAGAAAGUUAGACUCUUCCAAAAAGAUUAGCUCAGUUGCUGGAAAUGGAUAUUUGGGAUAUUCGGACAAUACUCAACCAUUGAGAGCUUCAUUCAAUUUGGCAGUAAGCGUUCUCAUUAACAACGUAGGGGACAUGUACAUUUCAGAUUAUGCAAACAAUGUAAUUAGAAAGAUGAGCUCCUCUGGUGCCAUUACAACUAUUGCUGGACAAGCAAAGAUUUCUGGUUUUGCUGAUAGUUUAAAUGCAAAGACUGCUCUAUUGAAUGGUCCAUUUGGAUUAUAUUAUCAGGAAUCCACACAAACUCUCUUUUUUGCUGACAGUCUCAAUGGUAGAAUAAGAAAGCUAACAAAGAAUGGAGCAAUUGAAACAGUUCUUGCUUCAAUUAACGAUCCAAGAGAAAUCUCAUUCCACACAACCCAUGGUCACAUGUACUUUACUUCUGGAGGUGACCAAACCAUUAAGGUUCUAUUCUCCAAUGGUACUCUUUCUGUGCUCAACAUUCCAAAAGAUUACUACAUUGGUCUCCAUGUUGAUUCCACUAAUGAUUAUCUCUAUGCAAGUGGUUAUACAUACAUUUAUAGAUUUUCCAUUGCAGGAGGUAGUAGCAUUGAUCACAAUCAAACCGAUCCAAUCAUCGAUAACAUUUCUAAGAAUUGUACUAAGGGAUGUGAAAAGGGUGAAUGUGUGAAUGGAACUUGCGUCUGUAAGGAAAAUUAUGGAGGUGAAAUUUGUGAUAGGCCAAUGUGUUUUGGAAAAUUGAGCAAUGAGAGUGGUGUGUGUAAUACUCACGGAGUUUGUCUGCAACCAAACGUUUGCUACUGUUACGGAAAUUGGGAGGCCGAAGAAUGCACCCAAUGUAAGAGUGGAUUUACUGGUUCUAAUUGCAGAACCUGUGCCGAUGGUUUUGUUGGAGAAUUGUGUAAUAUCCCUAUUUGUUUCAACGUAUUUGCUAAUGAAUCAAACGUUUGUUCUGGACAUGGUUCUUGCAAAUCUCCAAACAAUUGUUCAUGCUUUGGAAAUUGGGAGGGAGAAAGUUGUCAAUCUUGUAAGGAGGGAUACACUGGCUCAGAAUGUGACACUCCAGUUUCUGGAUACAGUGGUUCAAAUUGUGAUAUUCCUGUUUGUUUUGGAUCAAGCGUUGAAGGAGAUGGUUCUUUGGUUUGCUCAGGGCACGGUAACUGUUCAGGACCAGAUAUGUGCACUUGUAACGAAAACUGGUCUGGAAAUGAUUGUUCCACUUGUAGAGAAGGUUAUUAUGGAGAAGACUGCUCCUCAUGUACACCUGGAUUCAGUGGUGAGAGAUGUGACAUUCCUUCAUGCUUUGGUAUUUCAGCAAAUGCUAGUAAUGUAUGUUCUGGAAAUGGUUAUUGUUUCAGUCCAGAUUUGUGCUCCUGCUUUGAGAAUUGGAAGGGUGAAAGUUGUAAUCAAUGCAGUAGCGAUUACAUUGGUGAAUUGUGUGAUAUUCCGUCCUGUUUUGGAGUGAAUGGUAAUGAUAGAUCAGUUUGUUCUGGUCAUGGCUCUUGUAUUACCCCAUCCAAUUGUUCUUGUUUCAAUAACUGGGAAGGAGCAAUGUGUGAAAAUUGUCCAACAGGUUUCUCUGGAGAUGACUGCAAAUCCUGUGACGAAAGUCACACUGGAGAGGGAUGUGAUGUUCCAAUCUGUUACGGCCUUGCAGCUAAUAAUGAAAGUGUUUGCUCUGGAAAUGGCAAGUGCAUUGAGUCCUCUGUAUGUGUUUGUUCUGGUUUUUGGACUGGAGCUAAUUGUGAUACUUGUCCAGAAAAGUAUUCAGGAUCGGCUUGUGAUGUGCCAGUUUGUUAUGGAGUAAGCGCUAACGAUUCUAUGGUUUGCUCUGGACAUGGUUCUUGUGUUGCACCUUCUCAAUGUUUUUGUGAAGGAAGAUGGGCUGGAGAAUUGUGUGAUUCCUGCGUGGCUGGAUAUAAUGGUUCAAAUUGUGAAAAUCCAAUCUGCUUUGGAGAAUUCAACACCUCUAUUGUUUGUUCUGGUCAUGGUUUGUGCUCAGCACUAGAUGUUUGUGUGUGUAGCGAGCAAUGGGCUGGAGAAACUUGUGGCAAAUGUAAUUCUGGAUAUUACGGAAUAACUUGUGAGCUUUCUUGUGAUCCACAAAUAGUGAAACCAUCUCUCACAAUCAAGCAAGGUUCAAUAAUUUCCUAUGUGAUUGGAACUUCUAUUGCUUUGGAACCAGAAUUGACAAUUCCAUUGUGCUAUGCCGGUCAUUUCAGCUCCAUUAGCUAUGGAUAUGCUUCUGAUUUCUUUAACCAAUCUCAACUGGUUCAGGUUGAUAAAUUCCUUGUCAUUGGCGAAUCAACCAAGAGCUCUGGAACUUUAAUUUCUAACGAAGGUGAAUAUUCAUUCAAGGUUAUUGCUACACUUGGCAGGUUGGAAAUUUCCACUUCCUUUGAAUUUAUUGUCAAGUCCAAUUUGGCUUCGCUCACUCUUGAUUUCAACAUUCCAAAUAUGCUCACUCAAUCCUUUGAAAAACCUUUGGAAUUUGAAGUUAAAGCCUCUGAUCCAAGCUUCCCUAGUGAUUUAACUGAGGGUGAUUUAUCACUCAAUUGUUGGAAUCAAGAUAAUCAAUUGGUAGAAAAGUUGGUUGACACUGUUUUCAAUCAUACUAUUACAGUCUCAAAACAACUCAAUCCAGGGCAAUAUGUUUGUGAAGCAACAUUCAAGAAGGAUUCCAGAGUUAUUACCAAGUCAAUUCAGGUUGUCCUUGUUGAUGUCUCUUCAUCAAAUGUACUCACUGUUACUCUUAAAUUGGAAGGUCAAAAUCCAACUUGGGUAAAUCCAACAAAAGAUUUGACCAUAUCAGCUGAUAUCAAAGAAUCUAUUGGUCCAAAUGUUGUGUAUGAUUGGAAAUCUCCAUUCCAACCAAUGGAUACAACUGUCUCGAAUCAAUUAGUUAUUCCAUCCAGUCAAUUAGCUCUUGGAAAGAGGUAUAACAUUUCUCUGAUUGUUACAGAUGGAAGUAAGAAGGGAUUUGGAUUUAUUUCCUUCAAGACCUAUAGUCCUCCUUCAAUGGGAUCAUUCUCUGUUUCUCCUCUCUUUGGUUACUCUCUCACAACCAAUUUCAUGCUAUCUGGUGGUGUUGAUUGGAUUUCUUUCAAUCAAGAUGUCUUGACAUUUACAUUCAUUUAUAGAAGUGUAGGUUCUUUGGCAUGGAAAUCAUUGGCUGAAAGUUCUGUUCAAACAUCUCUCAAUACUACUCUCCCUUCAGGAACAUGGGAAACUUCAGUUUCAGUUUCCGAUUCAUUCUUAUCAUACACAAUCUAUGAUAAACCAGUCAUAGUCCAGGUGAAUACUACAGAUUUAACUGUUGCUCAAUUGAAUUAUGUUGCCUCUAAUCCAAUUACUCCAUCAGUCAUUUCUUCAUUGAUUAGUUAUGUGAGCAGUGGUUCUUCUUCCAAUAUCAAGACAUCUUUGACAAAGGAGACUCUUGACACUACAUUGACAGUUUCUUCAUUGAAAUCUGCCAUUUCAGUUAUUGAUUCGGUGAGCUCAGUUGUUAAUGUCUUUAGGGAUAGUGAAAGUACUGUUGUUUUGGAAUACUUUUCGACAGUAUUACACAAGACAAUAUCCAAUGGAAUUCAAAUGUCUUCUGAUGAUAUUCAGCUAUGUUUGAACUCUGCUACAAAAUUUGAAGAAUUCUUCUUUGGAUCAAAGAGACGAACUUCUCGUGCAGUAUCUGAUUCACUUGAAAAGAUCACUCAGAUUUAUAAUAUUCUCACAGAAGUUCAGUUCAGAAAACUAAAGGAAGGCGAAGGCCCUUCAAGAAUUUCAAGUUUAUCAUACUACUCGUAUUGCAAAUUUAUGAAAUCUGAUUCGAUUGCUCCAUAUUCUGAUACCAUCACUCAAACUUCUCUUCAAUUCUCCUUGUUGCAAGCCCUUAAUACUUCAAGAGAUACUUUGGGCGUUCCAGAGAAUUCAAUGGUAUGCCUCAAGAUGUAUUAUGUUCAAUCUUGGAGAAGUGUCAUGCCAAGCUCUUAUACUGUUGAGUUAUCAUUCUUGGAUAUUAAGCGUGAUUAUGCCUCUGUUUCAAUUUCUAGUAGCCACAAUAUUGCAAAAUUGACCAUUCCAAGAAUGAAUACUGGAGUUGAUAAGAAACAAACAUGUUACCUUGUUGAUACAAUGAAAAAGGAAGAAUGCUCAAUUUCCUCUACUAGUCCUCUUCAAAUAGUUAUUCAAACCACCAAGACUGGAAAAUUCUUUGUUGGUUACUAUGAAGAUGCUGCAACGCCAAUUGUUAAUCCUUCCAAUGGUGACGUUUCCCUCAGUGCUUUUAUUGUCAUAUUUGCCAUCAUUCUUCCAAUAUUAGUUUGUGGUUGUAUUUGUGCAGCACUUGCUAUUGUUUGUGGUUGUGCCUGUAAGAAAUGGAAAGCUAGAGCAGCAUUGAACAGCCAUUCAAUUCUCCGAAGUACUCAAUCAUUACCACUUCCAAAUGAACGAUUGGAUGUAACAUUUGAUGAUAUCAAUGUCUAUAAUACUGGAAUUAAUAGUAGUCCUUUAUUGCCACUCUAUAUUCAACCAAGUGAACUUAAACUCUUGUCGAAACUGGGAAGUGGUGGAUAUGGAAGUGUUCAUAAGGCCUAUUGGAAAGAUCAACUUGUUGCUGUCAAGUCUACUCCAGUUCCAGAUAACUCCAAGCAAAUUGAAAUUCCAAGAGAAGCUGCACUCAUGUAUUCAUUGAAACAUCCAAAUAUUGUUGAAUGUUACGGUAUUUCUAUUAAGGGAAAGGAACAAUUAAUUGUUAUGGAAUAUGUUAAUGGAAAUUUGAAUCAAUUGAUUGGGGAUUUGUGUAGAAAAUCUAUCAAGAUGGAUUUGGAUGAAAAGAUUGAAAUUUUACUUCAAAUUGCCACUGGUAUGAAUUACUUGCAUCAAUUGAAUCCUUCCAUUGUUCACAGAGAUUUGACUCCUGCUAAUGUGUUAUUUGAUCCAAGAACAAAAGCUUGUAAGAUUUGUGAUUUUGGUCUCAGUAAGCCGCUCAACUUGGAAAAUACUGAAACCAAGAAUAGGAGUACCAUAUAUUUCGUUCCUAACGAGCUUAUUUGUUGUACAGAUCCAAAUUUAACCAAUAAUCCACGUGCCAUUGAUGUUUACAGUUUCUCCAUUCUUGCUUGGCAAGUAAUCUUUGAAGACCAUCCUUAUCUGUAUAUCAAUAAGGAAAAACUCUUCUCCAACUCUAAAUUCAAACACACUCCAUAUGUUGAUGUGACCAAUGACAACUUAUUGGCAAGAGUUGCUACUGGAUUGAGACCUGUCAUUCCAUUCAAUGCUGAUACAGUUUCUAAAUGGACUCAAAAAUUCAUCAAAUCCAAGUAUGAUAAUGAUUUGAUAGCACUCUCAAUGAUUGCCAUAGCUCAACUCGUUCAAAAUUGUUGGAACUUGAAUCCUCAUUUGAGACCCAACUUCCAAGAUGUUAGUGAUACAUUACAAACAUGCAAAAAUACUCUCUCCAGUAACCAUCCUCUCUUAGUUUAA
This is a messenger RNA of Naegleria gruberi, 6996 nucleotides long. RefSeq lists its product as uncharacterized. The transcript is spliced from 4 exons. Gene Ontology annotation, molecular function: protein kinase activity; ATP binding. NCBI's taxonomy places the organism in Eukaryota, Heterolobosea, Eutetramitea, Acrasida, Naegleriidae. Bases 1 to 6996 code for a protein of 2331 amino acids. The record is from RefSeq and is a predicted model, not a curated record. Gene Ontology annotation, biological process: protein phosphorylation.